Messenger RNA from Hyalella azteca, 4941 nucleotides. Its product is annotated as focadhesin-like. Bases 273 to 4109 code for a protein of 1278 amino acids. The record is from RefSeq and is a predicted model, not a curated record. Lineage: Eukaryota; Metazoa; Arthropoda; Malacostraca; Amphipoda; Hyalellidae. Gene Ontology annotation, biological process: regulation of post-transcriptional gene silencing. The transcript has 12 exons.
GACUAAAGGUUUACUUACCCGUAUGCCAUAUGGGCCCUACCGCCGAGGCUACCGGCCUACCUUAAAGUCUAAAUCAAUGUUGCAAUGCCUGGAUAAGUCAAAUUGUGCUUGUGGAGAUAGGUUCUAAUGCACUGCACUGAUGUCUGAGUCUGACUGCAGCCUUGCAGGUGCUUUAGGUUUACAGUGCUUAAAAGUUAGAGCCUAUGGUAAACUACAAAUUGAUCAUUUGUGAUUUGUGGUUCUUUGAUUAAAUUGAUUAGGCUAUAAAAGAAAUGAAUAUGGAUGAGUAUGAUCAGAAGAUAUUGACAGCCAAUAUUUUCAUCCAAACUCAAGCUGCUGGGGCUCUCUACUCCAAGAUACUAUCAACGAAAAAAGAUGGAAACAAAUCUGAUCAAACUCCUGAAAUUGCAGCACUGUACCUGUCAGUUCGGAGAGGUGAGGCUGGUGAAGUUGGUGCUGCAUUAUCUGGGCUUUUGGCUCUUUUGAACAAUGACAUCAUCACCCCCAUCAAGCUGCUCUCUAAUCUACUUGCUGAUGUGCUCUCAGCAAAGGUACCAGCCCCUAUCGUACAAGCAAUCUCUCAAGUAAUGCUUAUUAUGAGUGAAAAAGAUUGGAGGAAGAGGAAAGACACAAAUGAUUUGAUAACAACUUCAGCUUCUGAAAAAAUUGAACCUGAAGCCUCAGGUUGUCUUACAAAUCCCUUUUCUGGUCCUCCAAGUGGACCAGUGAGUCCAUUUGUCACACUUGUGCGAAAGAAAAUUGAUUUGGCACCCUUAGUGCUGGAAGAGUGCUCAUAUUUACUGAACCAUCCAGACAAAAGAGUACAAGAUAUCAGUGUGUCAAUGGUGCAGCCAUUGCUUCUGUACAGCUCAUGUCUGAUUGAGACAAGCAGUUGUGCCCUGCUGCUGUCACCCUUGUUGCAGCUGCUGCGUGAAGCAUUUAGGAGCACCAGAAACUCGGACAUUGUGUCUGCUCUGCUUACAGCUGCUCAACUUACCCGGAGUUGUAGUUCUGCUCAGUUGGAAGCUAAGAUGUCAGUCCUCUGCACCAUUGCAAGUAUAGCUCUUGACAGCCACAACGAUGCUCUCCAGCACUGCAUACUGCCUGCACUUAUCUGCACCUUAGGACCAGCUACGGAAGGAGGCCUGUCGACUCGUACGUUGAUGCGCCACAUUGUAGCCAUAGUGCCACGCAUAGAGGGAGGCUGCGACGUUUCUGUGGGCGCCCUGGCUCUGGCUCUGCCUCGCGUCACCACCGCCAACCUCGUUACUCUUCUCAAAUGUUGCGGACAGCUGGUGAGCAGCAGCUGCAGCAACCCUCUGGUGUGCUGCACUCUGCUGUCGUCUGUGCUACAGAUCCUGUCAGCGCCUUGCAGCACAGUGCCAGCACUGACUUCUGCUGCGUCUGCACUGGCAGCUUUAGUGCAGCACAAACAAGUUACUCCGAGCGAUCUCAACAUCACAGGUAACCCAUAUUGGUCUCAAGUAGUGCGAAUUUUUCCGAGUCUACCUUCGCUUGUGACGAUGGUGGAGGUGUGCAACCAACUUGUGGUUGACCCCGAGUUGUCUGAUAGGUGGUUGAAAACUCUAGCUCAACCGCCCACCAAACUCAACACAGUCCAUCGUCUCAUGGUGACCGCGGUGUUCCUGUACCAAGGCAGCCCUCCACGAGCCGUUGUUGAGGCAGCUCGGGCUCUUGAGCGCGAAGUGGUGAGCACCCGAAGCGGUGAACUCGAGCUCUUCCCGCAGCUGCUGUACAGGCUUGCCAGGGACCGAGAUCCCGACACCCGCCUCACUCUGCUGCACCUUAUGCCCUCUCUGGCCUCCAACAAGAUGUGUGUGUCCCUGAUCCUCAAGACGCUGUUCUCGCUGUGGUUGAGCGCACCCUUGCGCCCCGUGAUCCUGCGGGUUACCUACGACUUGUGGCGCGUCGAGCCGCGCGUCUACGCUCAUCUUCUCAAACUUAUUGCGGACGCCGAGCAGAAGGCCAAGCAGGGUGGCAAGUGGGACGGAGACCUCUGCGUUGCCCGCGCCUUCGUCAUGGCACAAAUAUGCAAAGAUACUCCUUCCCAACACGGCGAAGAACUCCUCCCUAUGUUAUCAAACAUUCUCAACGAUAACAGCAGCAAGUCGAGCGUCGUGUACAGCAGCGGCAUCAGCAGCAACUCGAGCGACCCCAGCCACAGCCUCCUCGUUUCAACGUGCGUGUGUUGCUUCACUCUGGACGGCAUCACUGAGCUCAUACGAGGCGGCGUGAUAGACUUGCGCACCACGUGGCGCGUGCUGGCUCCCCAGCUCUCCAAAGACAAGCGCCCUGAGGUCAUCGCAGCGCUCUGCAGAAUGUUGUCUCUCGCCGCUAAACUGCAGGUAAAGAGCGACGAAUUCACCGCGUUUUGCACCAACACUCUGAACAUCUUGUGGUCGUGGACAUCUCACCAGAACAAGACUGUGGUGCGUGAAGCAUACUUGGCGCUCGAGGAGUUCAACAUGGCAAGCUUCGUCCUGAAGAUGCUCCCUGCACACGCCCGUCACGGCAUUAAGCUGCCAGACAGUCUGGCAGCCACGCCGUUUGAAGCUGCACGUAGACCAGAAGACGUUCUGACCUACGUUCCUGGCGAGGCAUGGAUAAGCCUGGUCAGAGGGGCCAAAGUGUCGCACAUGCCUUACUUGGAGUCUUUUGUGCAGUCGUUAAUAAGGCGCGAGGUUGCCGGUCUUUUCAAAGGAAUGUACCUGACAGCCAUUCAGGAAGCUAAGAGGAGAGGACUUAAAGGCAGUGGUGGUCAGCAUGAACCGCUCUGUUACGACUUCAUGAAAGAAUAUUCCACUCUGAAAGCUACUGUUGCCUUCCUACGAUCGAUACCCAAAGAUUUAGCUGCUUGUGGGACUAAAGAUGAGGGAGAGAAGUUGCUGAAUACGUUGCUCAUUUUCUUGAAGGCUUUGGGACAGCCUCUAAAUAGGCCCUACCCUGCACUUGAUUGGAUAUUGUUGUCCGCAGUCCAGGAGGCAGUGAACGAAUGGUGCCAGAAACACGCAAAAGUUGACUGGGAUGAACAAAUUCGCCACAGCGUUUUUGGUAUAUUGGCCAAACAGUGCAACAAAUCAGCAAGUGCUUCUACACUCAUUUCCAAAUAUUUGGUCCCAUCUGCAUCAAAUGGCUUGACCCAGAAAGAUGAAAUUAAACUCUUUGGCCUCAUGGAUUAUCUUGGCCGCGGCAUCCCACCGUCGACUCUUCAGCCAUUCAUUACUUUCACUCUCAACAGAUACAUCGGUGACGAACAUCAGCUCAAUCUUUUGCUGGACGCCGUACGCCCAGUUCUCACAUCUGAAUUCAUACACGACACAAACCGCAAUGCCCUUGGCAACGCAAUUGAAAAUCUGAACGAUAAAAUAGACCCCACGAACUCAGCGUUGUACAAUAGCUACAAAGCGUGCGUGGCAGACCUGCCUUCCAAGCACAUCGAGCGCCUGACCUCACCGUCCCUGUGGUGGGAAGUGACAGAUGAGCGCCUCUACCGGGCGGCGGUGCUGCGCUGCCAUGUCGCCGUGAAGGAUCAAGAGGAGAUGGCACUGCAGUGGCUCAACGAUAUCGUAGACUGUGCUGCCAGUUUACCUGGUGAUCGCUCGGCAUUGCUCAAAGAGAUCGCUCGAGCCCUCACACUGCGUUAUUCUGACCAAGAAAGUUCGUCAUGGUUUCUGCAGCUGUUAGGACAGCUUUUAGAGCAAACGAAGAAAAAAGUCCCUGACAACCUGGUCGCCAACCACGAACACAAUCAAAGGAUAUUAUUCUACUCCGACCUCAUCAUCAUAUCUCUUAUUGUGUGGUCUGGUAAUUAUAUCCAUUGCGGCAUCGAUAAGAUCAUUGACGAACCUGCCUUACGCCAUCAGCUGUUGGUCUCUUCAAUCGUGUCUCUGAACGAGAGAAGUCACUGGGACCAAACAUUACCUCAGCUGCUCAAUUUUCUCGUAUCCUCUUAUCAUUACUUGAAGCAGUUUCUCGCAGCUAAGAAAGAACUCGUUGACUCGACGCUCGUAAUUGCCAAUAUCUGCUCUGCUCUCAGCCAGCAGAUGUGGAAUAAAGUAGUCACCCUCUGUGUAGAGGUCAGCUCGUGAACAAGUUCAACAAAAAUGCUACUAUACGUAACUAAAUACGUCAGCUCAUUAUUUCUGCUAUGAUUUAUCAACUCUUGUAACCCGUGUUAGUUUGCCUUUAGUAACAAAUUAUACGUAAUCGCGUAAUUCGUUGGCAAGAUUCUUCAUCAGCUUACCGCAUGUUCUGCCGAAGUAGACGAAUGAAUAUUGUAAUAUUGUACUAUUAUGGUAAGUUCAAGUGUACGCUCUCGAUAUUGUGAACUAGUCAUUCUAAAUUUUCUUACUACUGCAUUAUGUAUCUUGACUCUAUCCUCAAACACGUAAAUAUUUGUGCUUCGGCGAAAUAACCGUUAUCGAAUUAUUUGAGAAAAAUAAGUUAAAUCUUCGUAGGCGUCUUAUCAGGGUAAACGCAAUAAUGUUUAAUGUUUAGAUCGCAUUGAACGAAAUCCGCUGUCAAAUAAGCGCGGAAGGAUAUAAAAAAUCAACUUGUGUAAACAAAUUUAAUCUCGUGCUAAGUAGCAAACAAGUGUAGCGUCACAGACCCUUGAAAAAAUGUCCUUAAAGGAAUUCACGCUAACAGUAUUGCACGUAUGAGAAAGGCGAAGUACUCAAUUGGCUUCGAGGUAUUAAGGUUUUCUAAAUCUUGAUCAACGUCGUUGUAUUUCAUUUAGAACAUAAUUACUUCAAUGAACAUUAUUAUUUAUUACCGCAUUUCAGAGCCUUGUUACGAGUGUCCAUUGGUGUGACGAGUAUUCUAUACAAGAUAUCGCAUUAUCUAUUUGUGUACCUUAACUAACAUGAAUGAAUACAAAUCAAACGGAAUGUUUGAAAAGGCUUGAGAGUGGAAAAAAUA